CUUUCUCACACCUCACCACCCUCAACCUCGACACAUCACACAUCAUGUCUUCUCAGAUCUCCAAGAAGAGGAAGGUAAGCAUCCAGCCGUAGCUAUGGGUGCAGACACUUUGGCAUACGCAGCGCAGGGGUCGGAAUCUCCAGAGGAAUCAGUGCGGGAUGAGGAUCGAGGAUGGUUAGGCAAAGGGGUCAGAUGGACCGUCACGACACUGCUCGUUGGAUCUGGGCAUGAGAGAAUCAACUUGGAAAGACAGCCAACUCAAUUCGGGGAGGUCAUUGUAUAGCCGAUAGACGAUGGUCAGCAGGGUCUUUAUAGGUGCCACUGCACCCCCAUGAAGAUCCACAUACGAGGAAACAGCAAUCUGACAAACACACGCCUUUGCUACCCACUCCCACAGUUCGUAGCUGACGGAGUCUUCGCUGCCGAGCUCAACGAGUUCUUCACCCGAGAGCUCUCCGAGGAGGGAUACUCUGGCUGUGAGGUCCGUGUCACCCACGCCCGAACUGAGAUCAUCAUCCGAGCCACCCACACCCAGGAUGUUCUCGGUGACAAGGGUCGCCGAAUCCGUGAGCUGACUGCUCUGGUUCAGAAGCGUUUCCGUUUCCCCGAGGGAUCCCUCGAGCUCUACGCCGAGAAGGUCCAGAACCGUGGUCUGCACGCCGUUGCCCAGUGCGAGUCUCUCCGCUACAAGCUCCUCGGUGGUCUGGCCGUCCGACGUGCCGCCUACGGUGUUCUGCGAUUUGUCAUGGAGGCUGGUGCCAAGGGUUGCGAGGUCAUCAUCUCGGGUAAGCUGCGUGCUGCCCGUGCCAAGACCAUGAAGUUCACCGACGGUUUCAUGAUUCACUCUGGUCAACCGGUGCGAGACUUCGUCGACGAGGCCGUGCGCCACGUCAUGAUGAAGCAGGGUGUUCUGGGUAUCAAGGUCAAGAUCAUGUCCGGCUGGGACCCCACUGGACAGGCCGGCAAGCCCUUCCCUCUGCCCGACAACGUCACCAUCCUCGAGCCCAAGGAGGAGGCCCCCAUCACCGCCCCCGUCUCCGAGUCUCGCCAGGCCCCUGCUGCUGAGGUUGCCCCUACUCAGGGCUACACUGGCCAGGCUGAUGCUUCGGCUCAGGAGGGUGAGGCUGCCCCCGCUGCCGCUUACUAGAUUAAGCUGCCUCUUGGGGGAUUGACUCGACAGUACUAGGCCAUCACUCUACGUCUCGGCAUUCCUCCCCACUAUCUCCAAUGGUCCAAAGUACUCGUCUGCGUCUCCUCUGCUCCCCUUGUGUUCGCUUCAUUGUACUCUUGUCUCUCACAUCCUACAAAAAUGGCAAUUGCUUCAUUGCGUC
Messenger RNA from Microstroma glucosiphilum, 1331 nucleotides. Its product is annotated as putative 40S ribosomal protein S3. Gene Ontology annotation, cellular component: nucleus; cytosolic small ribosomal subunit. The coding region runs from base 332 to 1147 and encodes 271 amino acids. Gene Ontology annotation, biological process: translation. NCBI's taxonomy places the organism in Eukaryota, Fungi, Basidiomycota, Exobasidiomycetes, Microstromatales, Microstromataceae. Gene Ontology annotation, molecular function: structural constituent of ribosome; RNA binding. The record is from RefSeq and is a predicted model, not a curated record. The transcript has a single exon.